Fusarium oxysporum Fo47 is the source of this 888-nucleotide messenger RNA. RefSeq lists its product as uncharacterized. The record is from RefSeq and is a predicted model, not a curated record. NCBI's taxonomy places the organism in Eukaryota, Fungi, Ascomycota, Sordariomycetes, Hypocreales, Nectriaceae. The coding region runs from base 1 to 888 and encodes 295 amino acids. The transcript is spliced from 3 exons. Gene Ontology annotation, molecular function: oxidoreductase activity, acting on the CH-OH group of donors, NAD or NADP as acceptor.
AUGCUUCAAACAGAAGCCAGUCACAAUAUGCUGGCAAACGUUUCAAAUGAGAUAUCCUUACCAAGAAACAUGACGCUCACAACUCAGAGCACAACUACUCAAAGACCACAAGAGGCAUAUCCCAAGGCACAGUCAAAUGAUAACGCGAAGACUGCUACCCUGCAGCCUCGAGCGCCAGUUCACAUGCCAGUAAGCAAGCUCUUUACGAUCCAUGGACGAACAGCGAUAUGCACUGGAGUAACAGGUGGCAUUGGAAUUGAGCUAUGUGUCGCGUUGGCCGAAGCGGGAGCAGAUAUUGUGUCCAUUCAACUUCCUAGGGACCCAGCUGGACCCCGCCUGCAAAAAAUGAUAACUGGACUUGGUCGGAGUUUCAAGUCCUUUGAAUGCGACAUUGCUGACUCCAGUUCACUACGGGCCUGCUUCAUUGAUAUUUGGGCUGCUGGUGUGCAGCCUGCCAUUCUCCUCAACGCUGCAGGCGUCAAUCAGCGAGGGGCUAUGGAAGACCUCACAGACGAUGACAUAGACAAGGUCUUCGCGAUAAACCUUAAGGCAAGCUUUGUGACCUGCCAAGAGUUCGCCAAGAAGUUAUUUGAGCUUGGAAGACCAGGAAAAAUAGUGAACAUUGGAUCUAUGACAUCGUUCAUAGGGAUGUUCAAUGUGUCGGCAUACGCAUCUUCUAAAGGAGGUGUGCUGCAAAUGACAAAAGCUUUCAGCAAUGAACUUGCCCCAAGGGGAAUACAAGUGAACUGCAUCUGUCCUGGGACACCAGCUAUGCGGUGGGGUGAACCAAAGGAUCUACGUGGCGCCUUAAUUUUCCUUGCAAGCCCAGCAAGCGACUUUGUAACAGGCGUUCCAAUUAUUGUUGAUGGUGGGAUGUUGGGGAAGUAG